GGCCGACGCCGAGCUCCCAGUCCUUCUUUCCCUCCCACCGGCCACGGUGGCACAGCCCGGCAGAGGAUUCCCAUCCGCAACCGGUGGGAAGAUGCCCGGCAGUGGCCGGGGCGCAGCGGGAGCCACAAGCCGAGAACGACGCCGGCCAGGCUGGCAGCCGCUCUGCCUGGACAUGAGGUGGGUGUCUCCUGUGCCCAGGGGUCCGGGGAGCCGGGAGGCUGGUCCGGAUAGUGCCAUCCUCCAUCGUCGCACUGAGGACCGCUGGUCCCGCUGCUCUGCAGUGGCAGAGAAUGCUCGGCGGAGGCAGAGCGCCAAUACUCCCACCCCAUCCCCACCCCUAUCCCCGCAGGUCGCUGCGCUCCGGGUUGCGUUUCCAGGACCAUGAGCUCCCAUCACGUCUCCCCACGGGCACCGGCUGGAUUCAGCCUGUCCCGAGGAGCCCGGCUCUGGGGUCUGCAUCUCUCUCACAGGCUGUCCUUCCUCCGCACCUAGGGGCCAUCCAUUUCUGCUCGGAGCGUCUUAGAGAGCCGGCAGCUACCGCCACGGCCUGGAACAACUGUGGAACAGUGCCUUAGGCGGUCACCCGGAGCUUGCCGGCCGCCGGGGCUGCUUCCCACCGGAGACGAAUGCCUCCUUCCCCGGCAUUGCAAUGCAAUUAUGGCCCUUAAUGGGCUUAGCCAUCUGGAGCCAGCCCGCAAGCACCCCGGCACAGCUCGGGAGCUGGGACAGGCUUUGCUGGGCAAGGGGGGCCCCCCUCCAGACCCCGGCCCCUGGGGCUGCGGAGAGGGGCCGGAGCCCCAAGCUGCUUUCCGUGUCCGAAAUAACUCCCCGCUUUGUCUCCCCACGGCAGGACCGAGCGCCCAGCACGGGGCUGAGCGCCCGCCCCGGCGCCGCCAUGGUGCUCCCCUGCGCCCGCAACAGCGGCGGCGCCGGCGGCUGGCUGCCCCCCGAGGAGCCCCGCGGCCGCAGCAACUCCAUCCCCCCGGCACAGACCCCCACGGCCAAGCACAUGCUGGCCUACCUGCCCCGGCCGCCCACCGACACCAGCCGCUACGGCACCUUCCCCCAGAAGCCCGACCUCCCGGCCGCCCCCGGGGCUCUGGUGGAGGACGGCGGGAAGCCGGCCGCCGCCACCAGUGCCAAGAGAGGCACUCCGAUGCCAAACUACCCAUCUGCACCCCGGCACAGCGGCUUUGUCCCCGGUGAGCCAUCCCUGCCGCCGAGCCGCGGGAGCCUGACCGCCCAGCACCACCGUGGCCGGCCGUCCUGGUGCCCACCGCCUGCCCCGCAAGAGGCAGGUGCCCGCUUGUACCCACUGCACGCACUGAGCGUGGCCAACAUCCCCAACUCGUCACGCGGCAAGACCUCCGCCCGCAGCUCCACCAUUCCCACCCCAGAGGGGCUGCAGAGCCGGCGCUGCAAGCUGCUGGAGGAGGACAGCCCCAUGGUCCAGGCCGGCAAGCGGCAGCGGCAGCGCUAUGUGACAAAAGUGGGCAAGUGCCAGGUGAAUCUGGGCAACAUCCAGGACAAGAAGAGGUUUCUCUCAGAUAUCUUCACCACCAUUGUAGACCUCAAGUACCGCUGGUUCCUCUUUGUCUUCAUGAUGUGCUACAUCAUCACCUGGGUGGUCUUUGGCUUCAUCUACUUCUUGGACGCCUGGCUGCGGGGUGACAUUGGACACCAGGGUGAUCCCGAGUGGGAGGCGUGCAUCGAGAACGUGGAUGGCUUUGUCUCUGCCUUGCUCCUCUCCGUGGAAAGCCAGCGGACCAUUGGCUAUGGCACUCGGAUGGUGACAGCCAACUGUGCCGAGGGCGUCAUCCUGUUGAUAGCACAGUCCAUCGUCGGUUCCAUGAUCGACGCUAUGAUGGUUGGCUGCAUGUUCGUUAAGAUCUCCCGGCCCAAGAAGCGUGCCCAGACCCUCAUCUUCAGCAAGAACUGCGUCAUCUCCCGCCGGGACGAGAAGCUCUGCCUGAUGUUUCGUGUGGGGGACCUGCGGGAAAGCCACAUGGUGGAUGCCAAGAUCCGGGCAAAGCUGAUCAAGUCCCGUCAGACGGCCGAGGGGGAGUUCAUCCCCCUGGAGCAGUCAGAACUGAACCUGGGCUAUGACACAGGGGAGGACCGUCUGUUCCUGGUGGAGCCCCAGAUCAUCUGCCACGUCAUCAACCAUCACAGCCCUUUCUGGGACAUGUCAGCCGAGUCACUGCGCCGGGAGCAGUUUGAAAUCAUCAUCAUCCUCGAGGGCAUCGUGGAAGCCACAGGAAUGACGUGCCAAGCCCGCACCUCCUACACAGAGGACGAGAUCCUCUGGGGAUACCGCUUCGAGCCCUGCAUGUCCCUGGAGAAAGGCGCCUUCCAGGUGGACUACAGCCGCUUUGAGAUGACCUUUGAGGUGCAGACACCAGCAGCCAGCGCCAAGGAGCUGCACGAGCUGAAGGAGCUGGAGCAGCAGGAACACUCCACACUCAGCCUCUACUGGGACCACCUCCUGCAGCCCUGCGCGCUGCCGGGACCCAGCGAGGACGUGCUGGUGGGGAUGAGCGUCCCCAGCAGCGUGGCUGAGGGCAUCAGGGAUGAGCCACCAGAGCGAGAAUUCCCUGCCUGAGCUGCUCCGGGGACCAUGGGCCGCCUGGCCGUGCCCCGGCCCGGCUGGUGCCCGCGGGUGCCCCACGCCAACAGUGCCAUAGCCCUUUGUGGGCUGAGCCCUUUGUGGGCUGAGCCCUUGUGCCCUCGCCCCACGUGUUCCCCCGGCUGCAGCCAAAGGGCAUUAUUUUUGUUAAGCUGUUCUUUUGUAACAAGGAAUACAAGGCGUAACUAGUG
Molecule: messenger RNA, 2817 nt
Organism: Parus major (Great Tit)
Lineage: Eukaryota; Metazoa; Chordata; Aves; Passeriformes; Paridae
Product: G protein-activated inward rectifier potassium channel 4-like
Exons: 3
Coding region: 650-2602 (650 amino acids)
Biological process (GO): regulation of monoatomic ion transmembrane transport; potassium ion import across plasma membrane
Cellular component (GO): plasma membrane
Molecular function (GO): inward rectifier potassium channel activity
Source: RefSeq, a predicted model, not a curated record